This is a messenger RNA of Neodiprion fabricii, 3895 nucleotides long. RefSeq lists its product as uncharacterized. The record is from RefSeq and is a predicted model, not a curated record. The transcript is spliced from 4 exons. Gene Ontology annotation, biological process: regulation of DNA-templated transcription. Bases 1312 to 2910 code for a protein of 532 amino acids. Gene Ontology annotation, molecular function: sequence-specific double-stranded DNA binding; DNA-binding transcription factor activity, RNA polymerase II-specific. NCBI's taxonomy places the organism in Eukaryota, Metazoa, Arthropoda, Insecta, Hymenoptera, Diprionidae.
ACUGCUCUCGCGGUCCAGUCACACCGCCACGUUCUCCUCGAAUCCAUUGCCCACCGUGUGCCUCGAUCAGUUGGAAUUUUGACGUUUGUGAUACCCGAGUGAUCGCCCCGACUUCGAUUUACCCCAACGGACAGUGAACCGGAACGAGGUUUUCCGCCCUACCCCCGAUUUUUCGCGAUGUGACAAAACUGGUUUUCACCGUGGCACUCGUCGCUUGGGAAGAAUGUAGGAAGCUUGAGAGGAAAAGUUGAAUCAAAUUUUUUUAUAUUCAAGUGGCGGUUGGUGUGCAACAAGGACACGCGUGUCGUACGGUAUCGUUGCUUCGUUUCCAAACUACACCUUCAUCGGUGGAACAAUCUUCAGUCGCAGUUACAGAGGCGACAAUCGGCAUCGCCGUACCGCGGUGUUGAAGAAAACAAACAGUAUUUUAGAACGACGCAAAUCGGUUCUUACGCGUUAAUUACCCAACGAAAUCAUUGAGAUUCAACAGUGGCUGUAGAUAAUUGCGGGAUAACUUUCCCGUUUCGUUGAAAUUUCGCCAAUGAUCAGUGGUUUUACGACGAGGAAGACGUUGCAGUGUUGAAAAGAAAAUCAAUAUCGUGCUACUCCAGUGAUAAAUUCUCCACCGUGAUGGUGUUAAUUCGUUUUACUCAAAAACCAAUUACUUCCGGCUAAACCGAUCGAAUACAAACAAACAAUUGUACGUGGAACUAGCAUUUCAACCGGCUGGUCAAUGACCGUUAAUAGCGGUACGAUAAUCAACGUUGACAGGUGGUUUUGAAUUUUUUUCACACCACUCGAAACUGGAGCCAGCUGAACGCUGUCCGACGGCAAACGAUUGCUCUCGACUCCCGACCCAGCUUUGGAUUCAAAAAUACUCCGAAGUGACGUAGAAGACGGAAAUCUUCCAUAGAGUGAUUUUCAGUAGUAACGGACAGAGCUGUGCAACAUGUGAGUGAACUGUGCAAAAGGGGUAUGAAUAUCUGCAGAACCCUCGCGUAGUGCGCGUCACGACAGACGGGAUGAACGAAAGGUUGGAAGAAAAAAAACUGCAUUCCACGGACCCGAUGGUUGUAAGAAAAAAGUGAACACCGCUGGACACUGUCGCAAAUGUCGUCAAACGAGUUGCCAAACGUUGCCAAGAGAAAUUAGUCAAUCGUUGGAAGUAAUCGUUGCAACAAUCAACACCGCGAACGAUAGUAUCUUUACCCUAUACCGCGGAACGGCGCUGAUGAUAAAUGCGAGUUUUGGAAAAGUCGAUAAAGUAGCGGAUCUCCGUCGGAGAAGAACGGCGUAAAGUUGGUACCAAAAAUGGUCCUCGAACCAGGAGGUGGUCUGUCGUUCCCCCCGCCUCCUGGUGGCGGCUCUUCCGGAUCCGGUGGCUCGCUGCUCGCUCCAACCCGCCUGUUCCCGAGGGCUGCGCCGGUCUUCCCGUUCCACUUGGCGGCAUGGCAUCCGCACCAUCCGGUUCUCGGCCAGGUCCAGACCCAGGUCCAGCAGACGAUGCAUCAUCAGGCCGCGGCGGCCGCUGCUGCGGUCAGGUUCUUCAACCACCACCACUCCCACCACCCUCAUCCCGCCCUCGGGAAUCACCCUCUGGGACCCGGGAUCGGGGCUCAUCACGCCGGGACUCAUCACCUUCAUCACAACGCGGAUCACGGCGACGAAGACGACGACAAGAAAGGGUGCGACGGUGAGUCGGACGAAGGUGGAAGCAAGCGGCGAAGAAGUAGAACCAAUUUUAACAGCUGGCAAUUGGAGGAAUUGGAAAGGGCGUUUCUGGCCAGUCAUUACCCGGACGUAUUUAUGAGAGAAGCCCUGGCGGUGAGACUGGACCUGAAGGAAAGUCGCGUCGCUGUGUGGUUUCAGAACCGUAGAGCCAAGUGGAGGAAGAAGGAGCACACGAAAAAGGGCCCCGGACGACCGGCGCACAAUGCGCAUCCCCAGAGCUGCAGCGGGGAGCCGAUUCCUCCGGAGGAGCUUAGGAGGAAGGAGCGGGAAAGACGGCAGAAGAAAUUGCUCAAGGCUCUUGAGAGACAGCAACGGAAGCUCGCCGCCAAGGGAAUCUCUGUGGACCUGUCGACUCUGAGAGCGGAAUGGGAGUCCCGAAGCGCAGCGGCGUCUGCGGGAGGUUCGCUGAGCCAGAUAAACGGGUCGUUCGGUCACCUGGGCAACGCCGAGGGCAGCGUUUCCGGUUCCGGGAACGACGUAAACGAGGAAAUCGACGUAGUCGGAGGGCUGGACUCGUGCAGCGAGAGCGGCAGCGAGCAAGUAGAUUCCACGGCCGACGGUUCGAUCGACGGUGAAUGUCACUCGAGGUCCGGCGAGGUGGACUCGAGGCGGCUUCACCCGGGCAGCCACGGACAGACACCGAACGGUCUGAACCUGAACCUGAACCUUAACCACCAGCAGGGGAUCCAUCAUUGGGGUCUGAGCCUCCUCGAGCGAAGGCGAGAGCUGCAGGUGAACCUGGGAAACGCGGGUCUGAAUACGGGGGCGAACCACCUCCAGGAUCAGGACCGAAACGGGGACGAGGAGGUGCAGAGCAGCAGCAUAGAUCUCUCGGUGAAGGGGCGGGAGGAGAGGAAGAGGCUUAACCCCUUCUCGAUCGACAGUCUCCUCGGCAACAACAGGGUGCCGACGCCUGGUUUGCAGAGUCCCCGGGUGAACUGUAACAACAAUAGUAACGGUAGCAACAAUUACAACGGCAGUAGCAAUACCAAUCACAAUAACAAAAGCAACGUAUGCGGCGGCAACAACAACAACAACAGCAACAACAACAACAACAACAACAACAACAGCAGCAGCAGCAACAACAACAACAACAACGACCGUUCGAUCACACCGACGAACGGCACUUCAUCCCCGAUAUCGCCGCUUUCCCUACCUACUUCGCCCUCGACUACGUAAUAAUAUGCGCCGGACGAGGUGACGGGGGGGGGGGGACGAUUUUUAAAGAUUUGAAAACGAAAGUGUAGGCAAUAGGUGUAUACUAUAUCACUUCCAACAUAUCCGCGUACGUUUGUAUUGGUCAUUCAAGUCGUAUAAUAAUACUGUAUACUUAUGUAGAGGGAAGAAGAGAGAGAGAGAGAGAGAGAGAGAGAGAGAGAGAGAUAGAGAGAGGAUUUUGAGAGAGAGUUUCGGUUUCAGCCUAGACUGAAGCGGUGGAUAUUCUUCUCAUUUCUCCCUUUAUCGAUAUGACGUAAAUAAUACGUUAUUAGAGUGUGUAUGUACGAAAAAUGAACGAAUAUAACAUUAUUACCUAGAUUUAAAAAAAGGGCCGGAUCUCCGAGGCUGAAGAACGAAAGACUGUGAAUAAAUAAUCGAUUCGAACCAUAUGUUUUAUGGUUCGAAGCUAGUACUUUAUGUUUCUAUGUAUCGAAUUAUUAUCAGCAUCAUUAUUAUUAUUAAUAUCAUUAUUAUCAUGAUUAUUAUUAUUAUUAUUAUUAUUAUUAGUAUUAUUUCGUAUGAUUAUGAUAACGUAUAAUGUGCAAUAACACGUGUUUUACCGCGAUAAAGUACCUAUUACAAUAUAUAUAUUAUACGCGUGAUAAUUCUGCCGCAGACUUAUAAUAUGACACCCGUAUGCGUAUUAUGAUUUAAAACGUUUGCGGUAAACUGUAUUUAAUGUAAAUAGUGUAGAAAUUAUAUAAAUAUAUGAACAUAUAUAUAUAUAUAUAUGUAUGUAUAUAUAUAUAUGAAUAUAGGUACUUAAUUAACUGACCUAAUGAAACUGAGGUGAACUUAUAAGGAAAAUGUUCGUUGUGAGAAAGGAAGAGAAACAACACAAAUCGAAAAAACGCAACAAAAAAAAAAAAAAAAGGAAAUACCUAGUGUUCGAAUUAAAUAUAUUAUUUAAAGCAAUAGAAAAGGGUCUCGAAUUGUACAUAUAAUA